Messenger RNA from Triticum aestivum (bread wheat), 1031 nucleotides. RefSeq names its product ctenidin-3. The transcript has a single exon. The record is from RefSeq and is a predicted model, not a curated record. NCBI's taxonomy places the organism in Eukaryota, Viridiplantae, Streptophyta, Magnoliopsida, Poales, Poaceae. Bases 326 to 787 code for a protein of 153 amino acids.
GCCGUCAGAAGUCAGAACUUGUGGACCGCUUGCCACCGCGCGGGCGCCAGCGGCACCACAUUGCAAUGCAUGUACUACAUCAUUUUUUAUUUUUGCACUAUCUGUGCGGUUGGCCACACACACGCAGAUAAUGACAUAUAAUAACACGUCUUUGACUGUGGUGUAGCCGCUGUAGCCGCCGAUCGACAUGUGCGUCUAUGGCGAGCAGAGCCCCACCACAAUCGCCCGUUGACGCUUUCCCGCCUCUCCUUCUUCCUUGGCCUCAAGGUCCAAUACAAUCUGCAGCUUACGCAUUCCUGCCUUCUUCCUCAUCCUCCAUGUACAUAUGGUCCAAGGCCGCGAUGCCUUAUCGCACCAAACCAAACGGAAGAGAAAGGGAAGACGACUGGACGAGAGAGAGGCCAUGGCCAUGAGACUAAGAGGCAACGCGAGGCUGGUCUGCGCACUGCUGCUGGUGCUGCUCUGCGUGGCCUCGCAGUUCCAAGGAGGGGCGUCCCGAGCCGGAGGUGGAGGCCGUGGUGGAAGGAUAGGGGGCGGAGGCAGCAGCGAUGGAGGAAGCACUGGCGGGGGAGGCACUGCCGUGCCAGGGGCUGGCGGCGGUGGUGGAGGCAGUUACAUGCGAGGGGCUGGCGGUAGUUACGUGCCAACAAGGGGCUACGGCGGCCGGAACACGACUGCGACGGGGUCGGACGGACGCCGCGCCGCGGGCGAGCCGCGUGGCCGCGUCGUCUGGUUCUCCGCUGCUGCCGCGGCGCUGGUGGCCCUGAGCAUACUUACGCAAGCAUGAUCGAUCGCUGGCGACGAGUGAAAUACGGAAUUUGUAAAUUUGUAUAAUUUAGAACGUGGCUGGAUUCAUGUCAGAUGUUUAUUUAUUUAUUAAUACAGGCUUGUAAAUAGUUCACAGAGCCACACCCCCCAGUGGUGGAAAAUCGGAACAUAGUCUUCACGGAGCAGAAUUUCGGGCCUCUGGUUUAUAGGAUUUUUGUAGGAAUUCUAUAGGUUAGAAUUUGCAAAGGAAAAAUUUCUUUGAA